ACACACACACACACACACACACACACACACACACACACACACACACACACACACACACACACACACACACACACACACACACCCACACACAACCCCACACACACCCACACACACACACACACACACACACACACACACACACACACACACACACACACACACACACACACACACACACACACACACACACCAUUCAUUAAGAUAUUCUAACUGGACUGGGAAGUCCUUACAUCUGCCACGUCCGGACUUUUGAGAAGGAGCAGUAUAUAUAACCUGGCGCGGGGAGUCAGCACUCAGUCAGACGGCUACUGCUCGCUGGGACGCUACUUCUUCUCGGGACAGCCAUUGAGCUAAGACAAGUGUGAAGUAUUGGUGUUUUCUUAUUUACAUUCUAAGUGUCAGCUCCUCACCACAAGUUUCACACACUUCCUACUUUCAUGAACGCUCACAUAAAUACAAUGGUCAUCUCUGAAGCCGUCAUUGGAACUUCCUUCCCUCUACUGCGAGAAUACUGGAUGGCUAAUGUUGUGUUUCUGAUUCAGGGAUAUGCAAACAAACCCGACCAUGUCUUCCCUGUCACCAGUCGCGUCAGGCGGUCCAUCUUGACAGAGGCUGCCAGAGAGGUCAGCUACGCUUCACAAGUAAACAGGAAGAUCAAAGUGAAGGGAGGAACCGCAGAUUAUUUACAAGUCACAGAAACUAAUAACCUGAUUGUUGGUCCCCAGAGCGAACGCACCUCAGCAGCGUGUUUCCGAGUACACACGUUCGAAGUGCUGAGGCCCUACCCUGAAGGUGGUCAAGUUGUGGUGCUGGAGACUCAUGAUGGUGGCCGCUUCCUCCACGGCAGCGCCUCUGGCAGCCUCUCCCUCAUGGAAGGGACGAGGGUGGAGAUGGAGCAAGCCAUGCAGACAGAUGACAGGUUCUUCCUAGUGUACAGUGAUGUUGGGGACCGCUACACCAAGAUCAAACACCUUCAUACAGGACUGUUCCUGUCAGCCUCAUACACCGAGGUGUCUCUGCUCAGUCACACAAGCGGCUUCUCUGACCAAAUGCUAUUUGAAAGUUUUCAUUGUAGCCAUUCUUAGUCAUCCGCUGGUGAUGUUACGUAGGCCUACUGUGACGUUACACAGGAUUAGUCUUCUACUCGCUGUGGCGUUACGUAGGCCUAUUUCCUACCCAGUGUCGCUGAAUUGUAGGCCUGUAUCCUAUUAUUGACGUUAUGGAGGCUUCAUGACUCAUGCCUGCUGUUGCCGAUUUGCACGUGUACUAUCUCCUACCUACCUGCUGUUCAUGAGUGGCAGGUUUACUGACUGUCUUGCAUGCUAUGGACAUUGUGUAAGCCUACUGCCUCCUGGCUGCUAUUGACCUUGUAUGGCCUUGUGUCACCACGUUGGUGAUGACGCAUUAUAAGACGUGCGUUUCCUGUCUGGUGGCGCUUUUAUGGAUAUCUAAACAGGUGACACAUGCGUGCUACACAUGUAUCUCACACAGGAAGCUGUGAUGUCAUACGUAUACACCUGUUAUCUUAAGGAUAGGGUGUCAGCCUACAGCCUCAACAUCUUGAUACAAAAGCGCUGAGCUGCAAUCAACAUAAUUAUCAAAACUACUUCUGUGUAUAUUUUGAAUAUUUAUUUAUAUUUAUUAAAAAUAUUUUAAUUUA
Molecule: messenger RNA, 1660 nt
Organism: Cherax quadricarinatus
Lineage: Eukaryota; Metazoa; Arthropoda; Malacostraca; Decapoda; Parastacidae
Source: RefSeq, a predicted model, not a curated record